AUGUCAAAUAACAAGGAUUCGAAUGUUAAGAAAAAUAAGUUAAUUAGAAGUAGAACAAAGCAUAAACAUUUGGAAGAACACUACGAUGACCAUCUCAAUGAAAUUCUACCAGGUAACCUUCAUCGUGGUGAUAUAGUGUCAUCUAAUCGAAUGCUAGCAUAUUCUGAUGCUAUCAUGGCUACUUGUGCAACUUUUCUUGUACUUCCUUUAAGAAAUUUAGAAGGUCUUAAAGAGAAUCAACCGCUGUUUGACUAUGUCCAAUCAAUUCACAAAGAGUUUAUUGUGUUUAUAAUUGGAUUUCUAAUUGUUCUUACAAUUUGGGAAAAUAUAAACAUUCGAGGUCUUGUUAUUAAACGAGUUGACGAUUUUAUGCUGACUCUAGUUAUUUUAGAGAUGUUGGUAACUACAAUCCUUCCCUAUUCGCUGGCUCUUCAAGAACAUUAUCCGCAUGAAAAGGUUGCAAUUGUAAUAACUUGCUCUGUUUUAGGCGUUCUUCAAGUAAUUGAUAUUGUAAUCAUAUUAUACGCCACGCAUUCGCCUAAAAUGCUGCAUGUUGAUUUGAAAGACUGGGUAAAGUCUGAUCUUCGAGAGCUGACAUUAGUAAUGAUCUUUAGACCGCUAAUUAGUUUAUUUAUAUUAACACUGGCUGGUGUGUUGUGCUUAGUCCACUACAGUGCAUCUUGGGUUUUUAUUGCUAUAUUUACGUUUAUGCCAACAAUUGGUAAAGUUUAUUGGUUUGCUCGUCGGCGAAUGAACAAAUUUGAAGAAACAGAAAAAGAUUCGUUUUUAUUUCAUUUUUCAAAAGGCAAUGUAUCCAAAGAACGCGUUGAAAUUAUGAGCGAUGCUGUUUUUGCUAUUGUUGCCUGUAUUCUUAUACUCGAUAUUACUGUCGAAGAAUUUCCAGAUAAAUUAAAUGUUAAUGAAAAUUCUCUCAAUUUUGCGUUAAACCACAUGAAAUUGGGAUUUAUGACGUUUCUUGGAACGUUUAGUUUUGUUUCAGCUCUGUGGUACAUUAACCACACAGUUCUUCAUUUGUUAAAACAUGUAAACUCAAUCAUAAUCUAUGUUCAAAAAUUGUUCCUUGUACUUUGUUGUCUUUGUCCAAUUGCUGCUAACAUGCUUUCACAUUUCGCUUCAAAAGGAGAUCAUGACUCCGUUAUUGCAAUACGUUUUUCUGCAUUAGUUGUGUUUUUAUCAAGUAUUGCUAACUUCUCAAUACUAUUAUAUGGCUUACUUUCCAAAAAUAAAUAUAUGCAUGACUGGGCUUCGCUUGAGUAUGUUCAGUUAAACACACGUCAGCACUUGUAUACUUUAGUGAAGUCACUGAAUAUGCCAUUUUGGUCAUUAAUUUGUAUUUUAGGCACUUUUGGUUUAUCUAGUGCUGCUCCUUAUGUUUUGUAUUCUUCAAUCAUUGCUGCAUUGUGCACUUUUUUUGUCUCAAAGUUUAUUCUUAUGAACCAUGUGGGUAAAACGACUGCUUCCUACACAAUACGUAAAACUUCAUCUUCUGAAAUGAUGCUCCCGAGAGACAGCACUUCAAGUGAGGAUGUUCUAUUUGAAAUUAACAAAGAAGACGCCUACCCAGCGGGCACUGAAUAA
Messenger RNA from Hydra vulgaris (swiftwater hydra), 1599 nucleotides. RefSeq names its product endosomal/lysosomal proton channel TMEM175. NCBI's taxonomy places the organism in Eukaryota, Metazoa, Cnidaria, Hydrozoa, Anthoathecata, Hydridae. Gene Ontology annotation, molecular function: potassium channel activity; proton channel activity. The record is from RefSeq and is a predicted model, not a curated record.